AUGAAAAUGUUUCUUGUGAUGUUUUUGGUACCCAAAAUAGUUACUCUGAGCUGCCCUGCAAGUGAUGCUUUCCUUGUCCCACAUGAGUGGUAUCAGCCUGGUGACUUCAUCGUUGGUGGGAUUACAUCUCACAUGGGCUACCACUUUUUUGAAUUUAAAUUUAGAGAAAAUCCUUCUAAAAAAUCUUAUGACACACCAAUUAUAUUGCUCAAAUUCCAUCAACAUGUCCUCGCCUUGGCUUUUGCUGUGAAGGAGAUCAACGAGGACUCCCGGAUCUUACCUAAUGUAACUCUUGGAUUCCACAUCUAUGACAGUUACUCCAAUUCAAGGAUGACCUACCGCACCACUCUGGACCUACUAUUCAAAUCCCAGGAAUUUGUCCCCAACUACAUGUGUGAUAAGGAGAAGAAUCUCAUGGCUAUCAUUGGGGGACUGGAUUUUGUCACAUCCUCUUCUAUUGCUGAAAUUGCAGAAUUCUUCAAAAUUCCCCAACUCACAUAUGGCUCAUUACCCCAAAAGGAAUUUGAGACCAGUAAGCUAUCUUCAGUUUAUUUCAUGGUUCCCAAAGAGGACCAUCAGUACAUUGGGAUCAUCCAACUAUUUCACCAUUUCAGGUGGACGUGGAUUGGGAUAUUUACUGUUGAUAACAAUGAUGGAGAAAAUUUCUUACAGAAAAUGCUGCCCUUGCUUUCAGAGAACAGAAUCUGCUCAGCAUUCGUAGAAAUGCUUGCACCACUGAUCCACUUUGAAGACUAUACAGAAGUAUAUCUAAGAAUCUCUAGUAUUACCAUAACUUGGAUAAAUAGCAAAGCCAAUGCAUUUCUCGUCUAUGGAGAAUCAGUGCCAAUUAUAUGGCUGACAGUUGUCACAUUUUGGUCAGAUCCUGAAAGCAAGGGAACUGCAUUAUAUAAAAGGGUGUGGAUCACGACUGCACAGAUUGAUUUCGUAUUAUCAGGAUUUCAAAUCCAAUGGGGUCUCCAGAUGUUCCAUGGGGCUAUUUCCUUCACCAUUCAUUCAAGACCAGUUGUAGGUUUCAGGGAAUUUCUUCAGACCAUUAAUCCUCUUUCAGUCCCCAGAGAUGGGUUUCUGCAGGAGGUUUGGGAACAAGCAUUUGAAUGUUCAUUUCCAAAACCAGAGUUACAAGAAAUGCCAAGUAGGAAAUGCACUGGAGAGAUGAAGCUGGAAGAUCUUCCUAGUCCUGCCUUUGAAAUGGAGAUGACUGGCCAAAGCUACAGCAUAUACAAUGCUGUUUAUUCUGUGGCUCAUGCUUUGCAGGUUCUGUACACAUUGCAUUCCAAUAGAAUAAAACCUAUGAUGGAUAAAAAUCCUAAAUGUCCACAUCUCCAGCCUUUGCAGCUCCAUUCACAUCUUCAAGGCAUUUCUUUUAACAAUUCAGCCGGGGAGAGAGUGUUCCUAAAUGAGAAAGGGGAAGCAAGAGGUGGUUUUGACAUCAUCAACUUGAUCACUUUUCCAAACAGAUCCUUUCAGAGAGUGAGACUUGGAGAGAUGGAUCUAGAGGCUCCAAAAGGAAAGGAAUUAUUCAUUGAUGAAGAUCUAAUUGUCUGGCACCCAGCUUUUAACCAGGUUCUUCCAUUAUCUCAAUGCAAUGACCCUUGUUUUCCUGGAUCCUGGAAGAAAGGAAAUGAGGGGAAAGAGUUCUGCUGCUAUGACUGUGUGACAUGCCCAAAAGGGAAGAUUUCAAAUCAAACUGAUAUGGAUGACUGUUCUCAGUGUUCAGAAGAUCAUUAUCCAAAUCAAGAAAAGAAUGGAUGUAUCCCAAAACUGGAGGUGUUUCUAACCUUUGAAGAAACUUUAGGAAUUGGUUUAACUUCAGCAGCUCUUUCUUUCUUCUUCUUGACCACUUGGGUACUUGGAACCUUUAUUAAGCACAAGGAUACUCCCAUUGUGAGAGCAAACAACAGGUCCCUCACAUACACCCUGCUGGUCUCACUCCAACUCUGUUUUCUAUCCUCUUUGUUGUUCCUCAGCCAACCUAGCAAAGUGACCUGCCUUCUCCGUCAACCAAUGUUUGGCAUCACUUUCUCGGUGGCCAUUUCUAGUGUUUUGGCCAAAACUAUCACUGUGGUUGUGGCUUUCAUGGCCACUAAACCAGGAUCUCAGAUGAGGAAAUGGGUAGGGAAAAGAUUGGCUCUUUCUAAUGUACUUUCCUGUUCUAUCAUACAAGCAUGUAUUUGUAUCCUUUGGUUGUCAACAUCUCCCCCAUUUCCUGAGUUGGACAUGCAUUCACAGGCCCAAGAAAUGAUUUUACAGUGCAAUGAGGGGUCAGCUUUCUUCUUCUACUGUGUGUUGGGCUACAUGGGUAUCUUGGCCAUUGCCAGUUUUAUUGUGGCUUUUCUUGCCCGUAAAUUACCUGACACUUUUAACGAAGCCAAGUUCAUCACCUUCAGCAUGUUGGCCUUUUGCAGUGUCUGGAUCUCCUUCUUUCCAGCCUAUCUGAGCACAAAAGGAAAAGCCAUGGUAGCUGUGGAAGUCUUCUCCAUCUUGGCCUCCAGUGCUGCAUUACUGGGAUGCAUAUUCCUGCCAAAGUGCUACAUCAUUGUUCUCCGGCCUGACCUCAACCAGAGAGAGCAACUCACAAAGAGAAAUUAG
Thamnophis elegans (Western terrestrial garter snake) is the source of this 2610-nucleotide messenger RNA. Its product is annotated as vomeronasal type-2 receptor 26-like. Gene Ontology annotation, molecular function: G protein-coupled receptor activity. The record is from RefSeq and is a predicted model, not a curated record. Lineage: Eukaryota; Metazoa; Chordata; Lepidosauria; Squamata; Natricidae. The transcript is spliced from 6 exons. The coding region runs from base 1 to 2610 and encodes 869 amino acids. Gene Ontology annotation, biological process: G protein-coupled receptor signaling pathway. Gene Ontology annotation, cellular component: membrane.